This is a messenger RNA of Sus scrofa (pig), 1389 nucleotides long. RefSeq names its product mitotic-spindle organizing protein 2B. The record is from RefSeq and is a predicted model, not a curated record. NCBI's taxonomy places the organism in Eukaryota, Metazoa, Chordata, Mammalia, Artiodactyla, Suidae. Gene Ontology annotation, cellular component: centrosome; spindle.
CCGGGUGGGGGACCCAGCCGCAAGCAGAUGGCGGCGCCAGGCGCGGGGCCCGGGCCGGGGGCGCCACCAGGGCUGGAAGCGGCCCUACAGAAGCUGGCGCUGCGGCGGAAGAAGGUGCUGAGCGCCGAGGAGACGGAGCUGUUCGAGCUGGCUCAGGCUGCGGGCGGCGCCAUGGACCCCGAAGUGUUCAAGAUCCUGGUGGACCUGCUAAAGCUGAACGUGGCGCCCCUCGCCGUAUUCCAGAUGCUGAAGUCCAUGUGCGCUGGGCAGCGGCUGGCGAGCGAGCCCCAAGACCCCGUGGCCGUGCCCCUGCCCACGACCAGCGUGCCUGAGACCCGAGAGGCCUCCUUUCUCUCUGCCAAGAACUGUACCCCCCCUGCAAGGCCCUCCUUUUCCUCGGCCCGGCAGACUGCGGCCUCUCCGAUUCUGCUCCACGGCCCAGCUGCCUCGCACUCGCCUCUCUCUCCAGGGCCCCCCGGUUCCCUCCGGUUCUCUUGCUGCCUGUUCUCUCCUUUUGAAGGCUACAUGACAAGAACCAGCAAGGACACGCGCCCUGGUCAGAACUGGGCCUGAGUGGGGAGGGUCUGUGGCCCAGGCACAUUUGUCCCCCUGGAUCCUCUCCAUCUCACCGAUACCAUCACCCAGGCACGGCUGCAGAUCUUCCCAGCUGUCUACACCAGACAGACUGAGGAGGGCAAGUUUCCGAUGCAGGAGCAGCCCUGCUCCACCUGCAUGUGACUGCCACGUGCUUCAGGGAGUGUCCCCCGCAGCUGAACCUCCACAGAAGCCUGAUCACGGGACCGGGUGAAACACUGAAUACCUGCAGGGUACUGAGGGGAGAGGGAGGAAAAUGGAUGAGGAAGGGCAUGCCAGAUCCAAAUCCAAAAGCUUGACUAACCUGCUUCUGGUGUCAUCAAUCUGAAGGGGUCAGAUGGGGACAACCAGGAGGAGGAAGGGCCUGGGAGGGCAGUUGGGGUUGAGACCCAGGGCUUCCUGCAGUCCGGCUGCCAGCCCAGGCUGCCCUCGGGCCUCUUGCCCUCUACCAGGCCAUGUUCAGCUCUAGCCUCUGGGCUAGGAAUAUAACAGAUGUGGAGUUCCCGUUGUGGCUCAGUGGGUUACGAACCUGACUAGUAUCCAUGAGGAUGUGGGUUUGAUCCCUGGCCUUACUCAGUGGGUUAAGGAUCCAGCAUUGCCAUGAGCUGUGGUGUAGGUCACAGACACUGCUCAGAUCCUGCAUUGCUGUGGCACCUCCAAUUCGACCCCUAGCCUGGGAACUUCCAUAUGCCACAGGUGCACCCCUAAAAAGAGGGGGGAAAAAAAGACACACUAGACAUGACCGCUGCUCCUGUGCCCCAGACAUUACAUGCUGUGAGGCUGGCCUCUGCCCCU